UUGCAGCUGUAAAGACAUCUUCGAAACACAAUAAACUCAGCGAUAACUCAAUAUCGUUUUGUGUUAAAUAAUACUAAAAAGUUCAAUAAUAUGUCGGGAUUACAGAAUGUCAUUCUACUUUUGUUCACCUGCAAUUUAUUGCUGGCCGUCUACGUGUCAGCCAAUAAGCAACAAAAACAUCAAAAUCAAGAAAUCUGGGAACAAGACCUUUCGGACACCUUUAAAAUCGAGGGUAGCGACCAGGGCAUUCAAAAGGUGAAUCUUAAAUGCGGAGCUGACUCCAUGAACGUUGUGCUGGAGACGGAGAAGCCCUUCACGGGUGUUAUGUAUACGCGUGGAAGCUUCUACAAACAGUCGGCACCGUGCUUCAUGAAGCCCAGUUCCAGUCAGGGGUCCCGCACCAUGGAGAUGAACUUCCAGCUUGAUCAGUGUCAGACAUUGCGAGAUGGAGACCUUUACACAAACAUCGUGGUGAUCCAGAAUGAUCCGGAGUUGAUCACCCCCGGAGAUUCGGCCUUCUCGCUGGAGUGCGACUUCCGGCAGCCGCGCAGCCUGGACGUGGAGGCCAGCAUGCAGGCCAGGGACAGGUAAGAGUGGCCCACUGGGUCCAAAAUCACACUCACUAGUCCCGAUCCCGCGGCACCAACGGAACAUCUACACAACUCGGUGGUUAGCAACAGCGACUCGGUCGCUUACAUACCAAAGUUCAGCAAGCCAAACAAGACCAUACACUUGGGCUCAGUUGAGGAGGUGACGCUGCCAUCGUCCUCCCAAUCCCGAGAUGAGCUCUAGGAACACUCACACUUCAAAACACGAUUAUUGAAUAGGAUACAAAAUACUCAAAAACACAAUCACAACACUUGAAAAACACAAAAAUUACAGGAAAAUAGCACAGAAUGCGACGCUAGCAACAACGCAGAAAAAUUGAUGGCAAUUCGGCGACAGAUGUACUAACACCACUUCAUGUAUUUUCAUUUAAAUGGUUUUUCAUAUCCUGUGAUAUUUUUUAAGUUUGAGUUUAAUAAAAACUUUG
This is a messenger RNA of Drosophila eugracilis, 1033 nucleotides long. RefSeq lists its product as uncharacterized. Lineage: Eukaryota; Metazoa; Arthropoda; Insecta; Diptera; Drosophilidae. The transcript is spliced from 4 exons. The record is from RefSeq and is a predicted model, not a curated record.